ACCGACAAAACACCACCGAAGAAGAAGAUGAAGCGCGUUCGUGUUUAUUUUGAUUGCUAGCAUGCUGCUGGAAGUUAGCUAGCACAACAGAACCAAUGCAUGAUUCUUGAAGCGAUAUAUGGGUUGUUCAAUGUAGAAAGUAACGUUAUAAUACGCUAAACUAAUACGUAUAAAUACAUGUUUUAAGAUAAUGUAAAUAGCUCACUUUUUAGGAACGUUUGCGAACAGUUCCAGUCGACUUGAAUGAAUGACAUGCUGGAGUACUAACGUUAGCUAGCUAAAUAAGCUAGCUAUCUCCACUGAACUUUUGUCAUUUAUUCUAAACUGUAACCGUUACCUAGCCUAAUUGUUUAAUUGUGGAUCGUGAUGGAUGCAAACGAACUUCACAAAAGCUACCUAAGCUAACUAGCUAGCUGUUAAAAGCUAGCUAGUAACGUAGCUAGCUUAGCUACAUAUCUCGCUGCGUUCAUCAAUGUCAACAAUGCCAUGGGCAAUCAGCUAUUCAACACCGUCAACUGAAUCAUUUCUAUCCACGCCCGUUUAUCAACUGUGAGCUAAAUCGAUCAAAAUGAGGAUUCUACGGGCCUUGAUGAGUAACGCCGCUUCAAUGGGAAAGCAUAUUGAUUACUACUCCAGGUUCUCCCCUUCUCCCCUCUCAAUGAAACAGUUCUUGGACUUCGGGUCUGGUGAAAAUGCAUGCGAGAAAACAUCAUUUGCAUUCCUCAGACAGGAGCUACCUGUGAGGUUGGCAAACAUAAUGAAGGAGAUCAACUUGUUACCUGAUAAUCUGCUAAAGACUCCAUCAGUCCGGUUGGUACAGAGUUGGUACAUGCAAAGUCUUCUAGACAUUAUUGAGUUCAAGGAGAAAGAUGCCGAUGAUGAGAAAGUAACAUACGAUUUCACUGAUGCUGUUAUAAAGAUCCGAAACCGUCACAAUGACGUCAUCCCGACAAUGGCCCAGGGGGUUGUGGAGUACAAGGAGACCUAUGGCACAGACCCCAUCGUCAGCCAGAACGUUCAGUAUUUCCUGGAUCGCUUCUACAUGAGCAGAAUAUCCAUCAGGAUGCUGCUUAACCAGCACACCCUGCUCUUUGGUGGGAAGGUGAGGGUAAACCCAGCGCAUCCUAAACAGAUUGGCAGUAUUGAUCCGCACUGCAGUGUUACUGAAGUAGUUAGGGAUGCGUAUGAAAAUGCAAGAAACCUAUGUGAUCGGUAUUACAUGAACUCUCCUGAGUUGGUACUGGAACAAUUCAAUGUGAAAGAUGAUGGAAAGCCAGUGACUGUAGUGUAUGUGCCAUCCCAUCUCUACCACAUGGUAUUUGAACUUUUCAAGAAUGCCAUGAGAGCCACCAUGGAGUUGUAUGGCGACUCUAUGGACUAUCCUCCUGUACAUGCCCAGGUGGCCCUGGGGAGUGAAGACCUGACAGUCAAGGUGAGUGAUCGCGGAGGAGGGGUCCCUCUGAGGAAGAUUGAGAGGCUGUUCACCUACACCUACUCCACCGCCCCCCCGCCCAGCAUGGACGGCCAACGCAGCCCUCUGGCUGGAUAUGGGUACGGCCUGCCCAUCUCUCGAUUAUAUGCCAGAUACUUCCAAGGUGAUUUGAAGCUGUACUCUCUGGAGGGCUAUGGCACCGAUGCUGUGAUAUAUAUCCGGGCAUUGUCCACGGAGUCCAUCGAGAGGCUUCCUGUUUACAACAAGUCAGUCUGGAAGCACUACAAGACCAUGCACGAGGCAGACGACUGGUGUGUUCCAAGCAAGGAGCCCAAGGACAUGACAACGUUCCGUAGUUUUUAGGCCUAGAUGCCUCCUGGUUAGACUAGUGUCAUUUGCUAGAUGACUUACUGUACAUGAAUUGCUUUGUGUGAGUGAUGCGAUAGCUGUUCCACUGUGGGAAGCAAUAGGUCAAAACCCUUUGCACCUUUACUGGUUGUAUGGAUACAUAACUAGCGAAGUUCUAGUGCCAUACGUUUGUGGGAGUGUUGCUAAUUUCAAACCGGACAUGUUUAUUACGUGAAAGGAUUGCUUGGUUUCUAGCAUUUUGCUGAAAGGGGAAAAAGAGUGAAUGUUGCUUGUUAUUUAUACUGAGUGUUCUCCACUGGCUGAAGAUGUUUGUUAUUAAAGUUGUGCAGCUACGAGGUUUUUUUCCAUGUCUUCCGCUAUCGCUGAAGGAAUAUUAUUUUAUCAUCUCGACAGUAUAGAAGUACAUGUUUUCUUUGUCCUCCAGUGAUACAUCAGAGAAAUAAAAAUAUUGUUAGUACUUGUUCUAACCGAUGUGUUAUAUCUGUCAAGUGUUGUGGAACUUCCAUCUCAUGAUUGCGGAAACCAUUAGACCUUCCAAUAAAGCACAAAAUACACCCACAAAAGAA
Messenger RNA from Oncorhynchus gorbuscha (pink salmon), 2367 nucleotides. RefSeq names its product pyruvate dehydrogenase kinase, isozyme 1 (gene pdk1). Lineage: Eukaryota; Metazoa; Chordata; Actinopteri; Salmoniformes; Salmonidae. The transcript has 11 exons. The coding region runs from base 569 to 1795 and encodes 408 amino acids. Gene Ontology annotation, molecular function: pyruvate dehydrogenase (acetyl-transferring) kinase activity. The record is from RefSeq and is a predicted model, not a curated record. Gene Ontology annotation, biological process: protein phosphorylation; regulation of glucose metabolic process. Gene Ontology annotation, cellular component: mitochondrion.